Molecule: messenger RNA, 1993 nt
Organism: Centruroides sculpturatus (bark scorpion)
Lineage: Eukaryota; Metazoa; Arthropoda; Arachnida; Scorpiones; Buthidae
Exons: 4
Coding region: 327-1139 (270 amino acids)
Source: RefSeq, a predicted model, not a curated record
ACAAUUACUGUGCAUGGUACAGAAUGGAAACGUUGUCCAACUACAUGCAUUGCGUAUUGAUUGCGCCUUCCAACGCAUUCAACACCCAGCUGAACUUAAUAAAGUAAAGCAUCUGCGUUGCCUUCCAACCCGUGCAUCGAAUGGUACAGUCGACGUGGAGUGAAGCGCCCCACACCAGCCGAGCAAGUGGUAGUCUUGUGUCAGAACACUGUCGUCACUAGAAGAGUUAGGAACUAGAAGAACGGAAGGAAGGUUAUUCUGAGGAUAAGGUGUUUACGGAAAAGUUGCAAGAUAAAGAAAGAUGAAGUAUUGGUGAUUCCAGCAUCAUGUUUUUGGAACGGCAAGUCACUACGAUUCAGACCAAGAUUACUGGUCGUUAUUUGCUUAACUGUGCCAUUGUUUUCCUUGUGGUCAUCGUUACAAAUGUGACACCGGUAGAAAUAACACGUCUAUCUGUGCCUCGAUGGGUGCAGAAUGGCACUGAAGACUCUGUUGUCCUCGAUUGUGAGUACACACUUACCACUGACGAUGACCGCUUAGUCGUCAAAUGGUUUCUGAAUGACGAUCCAGAACCUAUCUACCAAUGGAUACCGGAACUUGAUUCCCGGCAUGCGUCUCGUCGUCUUCAGGGUCGUUUGAACAUGGAUUACAAAGUUUCACCGUCCAAUGGCUACACCAAGUACAGAGCGUUGAACAUUCUCAGACCCACAACAGAUCUUAGUGGCAGGUACUCUUGCCACGUGGGAUCACUUAGUAAUCAAGAUUCGGAGGACCAAAUUAUGAUUGUCUACGCUCCGCCAAGAAUUUUCGACUUUAACUUCACAAAAUUUGCUCCGGGAAUGGCGAAGUUCACAUGUGAAGCAGAUCGCGUCUAUCCAUUACCGAGAGUGUCUAUGUAUCGUCGCACAGAGGCCGAUGAUCCAAGACCUAUCAGUUCCACACAGACAAUUGUACAUCAAAAAAACGGAGCAUUUACAAUCCAAAUAUCCCAAGAUAUUCGGGAUAGAGAAUUUCCCUCUGGUCAACCAGUUACGUUCGAAUGCAUUCUUUCAAUACCGGGUACAAAUUUCCAACUACAAAGACGCAUGAUCUAUUACCCAGGUAACUUUUUAAAUCAUACGAAACUUUAUUUCUAUUAGUUUUAGUUUUAAGCAACCUAAAUUUUAUCAAGAUUUCGAAUUAUUUAAUUAAGAUAGUUAAAAAGAAUUUUUGAAAACCGCAUCUAUAAAUGUCUAUUCCAUUCAGAAAAACCAUAACCCCAAAAGUUGGCAAGUUUGCAAUGGGUUUAAUACUUCGAAAAUCCACAAAAGGGAUGAAAUUUUGUCGAAGAAAAACUGGGAUAUCGAAUUCUCUGACAAAAUAUAUUGCAAGGAAGCAAUGUAUUGGAUUAUAAAAGCAAGUGAUGUAUUGCUGGAAAGCACACAUCAAGUAAAAAAAGGAGAUUAACUUGUUUAUUUCUCCAAUUUUAGAUGGAAGGAAAUAUCAUUACGAAAUAAAUUCGAAUAAUUAAUAUUAUUUAAAAAUGAAAUUAUUCUAUUUUUAUUUUCUCCAUAAAUGUCACAGUCAACAACUGCUUUUAAAUUUAUACCUUUGAACGAUUUAGUUAUAAAAAAAACAACAAGAAGAUAGCUGCCUAUUUUGCUUUCGUGUACGAGCGUAUCGUUUUUGACAGCACUUCUCUCACAAGUGAUGGAUCGCUUGCGUGUAUCUUGCGACAAUUUAACGUUAAAGGUGGCCGUUCCCGAAUUUUUAAUGGGACUAACUACCACACCAUGACGCCACUGUCAGAAAAUGAAAGUGUUUAAUCAUUUAUAGCAUUCUAUGUGUUAAAAUACAGCUGCACACUGAUUAUAUUUUACUAAAAAAUGGGAAAAAAAUUCUUGAAAUAUUUAAUAGACAGCUGAUUAAGUUAAGUGUUUUUCUUGAAUGGCAUAAUAACAAUAAAAGUCCUUUAUAGCUUUCAGCGAUGUUAUAUCAUAUGGCAUAUCUAUAU